AGUUAAUUGUGUUAUAAUUUAAAAAUAACUAAACAACAAAAUGAAUUUUCAUGUACCCAACUUUAAUAUGAAAAAUUUAGUCAAGGAAGCUGGCAGUACAUUUUCAAGAGUAGUACAGUUUACCGAAGAACGUUUUGGUACAACCGAACGCACAGAAUAUGAUUCAGAAUUUCAAAAUUUGGCCGAACGUGCCGAUGUCACCAAAACCUGGACAGAGAAAAUUGUCAAGGAUGUUGAGUCUGUGCUGGUGCCAAAUCCUCAAAAUCGUGUAGAAGAUUUUAUUUUUGAGAAAAUUGACAAAUCGAAACCUCAGCGCUUGAGUAAUCUGGAGUAUUUGGCAUUGGAUAUGUUAGAGGCGGGUGCAGAUUUCGGCCAGGACUUGCCCUAUGGCCAGGCCUUAAUUAAGGUGGGCCAGGCCGAGCAGAGACUGGGAAAAUGUGAAAGAGAUUUCAUUGCUUCCUCUAGUAUAUGCUUUACAACGCCGUUGCGUAAAUUUUUGGAUGGCGAAAUGAAGACCAUUACAAAGGAAAGGGGUGUGUUGGAAACAAAACGACUUGAUUUGGAUUCUUGCAAAAAAAGGGUCAGCAAGGCUCGUAGCAUGUUGGGACAACAGACGCAGAAAGAUGGUGUUACACCAGAAGCUGUAUUGGAACAGGCUGAACGUGAUUUACGUGUGGCUCAAUCAGAAUUUGAUCGUCAAGCGGAAAUUACCAAAUCUUUGCUAGAGGGCAUUAACACUUCACAGGCCUCACAUUUAAGGCAUUUGCAUGCCUUUAUUGAAAAUCAAGUACGUUAUUAUAAACAUUGUACCGAUGUUAUGGAUCAAUUACAAUUGGAUUUGGCCAAUUUGGGAGGCCCUACACCUUAUCAGCCCAUUGAAAUGGAUCAACAUCAGGCAGCCGGAGGAAUUGAACAAGGAGGAAAUCCUUUUGCCAGAGCCUCAAAUAAAACGAAAAUUAAUGCAGCACCCAUUAGUGUGAAUGCGGAUCAAAUGCAAAGGGCGCGCGUUUUGUGUGCCUACGAUGCCAAAGAUCAUACGGAAUUGACAUUAAGCGCAAAUGAGGUUAUUUUGGUGGCCGAGUGUUCACCCAUAAAUACCGAUUACAUGUAUGGCAAGCAGGGUUUGUUGAAGGGUUUGGUGCCACGAGCUUUUCUGGAAAUAUUGGAUGACGACGACGAGGAGCCAGCAGCAGGUGGUGCAGGUGACGAUGAGCAGGCUAUUAGCGGUGACAGUGAUUACUAAAAUGGCAUG
Calliphora vicina (urban bluebottle blowfly) is the source of this 1252-nucleotide messenger RNA. It is a transcript of the gene EndoB, whose product is annotated as endophilin-B. Gene Ontology annotation, molecular function: protein binding. Lineage: Eukaryota; Metazoa; Arthropoda; Insecta; Diptera; Calliphoridae. Gene Ontology annotation, cellular component: cytoplasm; membrane. The record is from RefSeq and is a predicted model, not a curated record. The coding region runs from base 41 to 1243 and encodes 400 amino acids. The transcript is spliced from 7 exons. Gene Ontology annotation, biological process: membrane organization.